AUGGCCCCGGCGGAAGACCCCAGGGCCCAGAGAGCCAGCCCGCAAAUCGUGGGCCUCGGGACAGAUCUGGACACCAGCUCAGGUGGGGAGCGGGCCCCCAGUCUACAGGCCAUCCCCACAGCUCACCUCACUUUCAUCGUGGACUGUGCUCGUGGGAAGCAGCUCUCCCUGGCCGCACCCUCAGUGCCACCCCCAGCCCCCAGGCCCAAACUGGAACCUGUCACCCCUCCAAUGAAGACCUAUAUCUUGUUCUGUGGGGACAGCCAGCCCCACCUGACUCAGGAGGCCUCCCUGGGUGGGGGGCACCUUGCUCAGGCCAGGGGCACCCUGCCACCCUGCAGAGGGACUGUUGCCCCAGCUUCCUCCCCAGUCAGCCCACGGUGGCCCCAGGAGGCUCCUGAAGCCAAGGGGAGCCCCUUGAAGACGGUGCUCACAAGGUCGGCUUGGGAGAGAGUCACGGGCUCCCUCAGAGCUGCCUCCUCCUGUGUCUGUGGGCAGGCAGAUUAA
This is a messenger RNA of Miniopterus natalensis, 507 nucleotides long. It is a transcript of the gene SRARP, whose product is annotated as steroid receptor associated and regulated protein. Gene Ontology annotation, biological process: positive regulation of intracellular estrogen receptor signaling pathway. The record is from RefSeq and is a predicted model, not a curated record. Gene Ontology annotation, molecular function: nuclear estrogen receptor binding. Gene Ontology annotation, cellular component: cytoplasm; nucleus. NCBI's taxonomy places the organism in Eukaryota, Metazoa, Chordata, Mammalia, Chiroptera, Miniopteridae.